AUGAUUUCAUUAUUGAAUAUUAUUCGUUUCGCUCUCCUUUUCUUUUGUAUUCUUCUCGUUCAAGCUACACCAGCGGUUCAAACAACCAGCGAUGCCAAUGAAAACAAAUCCGCAUUGACCAAUGAUCAACUCUACGAAAUCUACAAGAUCAUACGUGAAGAUCCACGAUAUACCGAAGUCUCCAAUCGAGAUAUCAUCACAUUUAUCUACCGAAACUUAGUGCUUGGCAGAGACAUGAACUUAGUCAAGAGCAUAUUCCAAAAACGCCCUCGACAUCGUCAAGCCAACCGUUAUCAAACCGAAUAG
Molecule: messenger RNA, 306 nt
Organism: Adineta ricciae
Lineage: Eukaryota; Metazoa; Rotifera; Eurotatoria; Adinetida; Adinetidae
Source: the annotation of a GenBank genome assembly